UCAGAUGCUGUUGCUUGUUGAACUAAAAAAAGCAUUUGAUAAAUCGCUAUCGGGAACUGUACCAUGACUUAUUAAUCAUGUUGUCGGUAUAUACCGUAUUAUUACGUGAAGUUUACGUGUUACGUUAUGAAUGACAUAAUGAUAGUUCAUGACGUAUGUACGUGUAAACAUUUAACAGUAAGGUUAUAGUUUCCCUGUCUCCUCAUCGUAUACCAAAAAUGUCCUCACUGUUAUUUUCACAUGUACUUGCAAGUAGGAGUAAAAGAUUAUUUUCUUCCAAGAUAUUCAACAGACAUUAUGUAGAAUAUGUGCAAGGACAAUCACCAGAACCUAAAGUUAGAGAAUACUUUUAUUAUAUAGAUCACCAAGGCAUGUUGUUCUUGGAUGAUGCUCGGAUGAAAAAUUUUACAUCUUGUUUUAAAGAUAAAAAAUUUUUGGCAUUCUUUUUCAAGCACUUGAAAAAAAAUGACACUAGCAGAUACAGAGAGGAUUUUCCUUAUAUUUCUCUUUGUGGUAUAGAAAGGAAUUUUGUCAGAUGCGAUGAUUUACCAAUAGUCUUCACAAAAGUUAUUCAAUGGGAAGAUGAAAAAACAAAAGAUAAUAAAGAUUGGUUUGGUUAUGCUCAUGCAGAAGAAUUAUUAAUGGUUCCAUUUCAACCAGAAAAAUUACAUAUGAAUGUUCAUUCAGGAAGAGUGUAUCAUCCUGCACCAGAAAGAGCAGGAGGAAUUGGUCUAGUAAGAUCAAAACUUGCAAUUGAAUUUAGUUCAUUGUUCAAUUUUGAAAAAGGAGAAGAACAUAGUCCAACUCACUUUAAUUGGAAAGGUAAAAGAUAUUCCCUUGAUACAGAGUGGUGUAAGAACAAAAUAGCACAAACUAUAAAAUAAAAAUAAACUUUAUUUUUUAUUAAAAAA
Molecule: messenger RNA, 911 nt
Organism: Osmia lignaria (orchard mason bee)
Lineage: Eukaryota; Metazoa; Arthropoda; Insecta; Hymenoptera; Megachilidae
Product: UPF0598 protein CG30010
Source: RefSeq, a predicted model, not a curated record